CAAAUGUAUUUGUUAAGCUAAUGUCAUAUAAGAAAGGAGACAGUUGUGUAAACAAGUGACUGUUAUUUUUCUGUCCUGCGAUCGCCGAUAAACAGGAAUUAUGUGUCUGAAAUGCUGGCUAACAGCAGGCUAGCGGAGUUAGCUUUAUUGGUUGACAUCAUAGACUGUGGUUGACAUAGGCUAGCUAAAAGUAAAUCGCUAAACAGUUGCAUUGCAGGUGGCACGAUAUGGUCUAAAUCUUUACAAUAACAAUAUUAAGCAUUGCUCUACAAUGUGUUGCUCCCUGUCCUGUUUUCUAAACCAACUUUAGUGAGUUAAUGGACAUUUUUCUGUAAAGUAUUCUUAGGUUUGGAUCUAAACCAAAGAGAGGAUGACGAGUGAGGACGUGGAGCGGCUGUUGAUCCAGUUUCAGGACGAGGACGGGGAGGUUCUGGGUUCCCCUUUUGAUGUGCCUCUGGACAUCACAGCAGACAAGCUGCAGCUCGUCUGCAAUGCACUGCUACAGAAGGAGGAGCCAGUGCCACUGGCGUUUUUUGUGCAUGGAGAGGCUGAGGUGGUGUCCAGUCUGGGGUUGUGUGUGAAGGCUCUUGGGGUUGAGACAGAGCAAGUUCUGCCAGUGGUGUACCAGCCUCAGGCUGUGUUCAGGGUCCGAGCUGUGGCCCGCUGCACCAGCACACUACAGGGACACACAGAGGCCGUCAUCUCGACUGCUUUCAGCCCCACUGGCAAAUAUCUGGCCAGCGGUUCAGGUGAUACAACAGUGCGUUUUUGGGACUUGACAACUGAGACCCCUCACCACACAGCCCGAGGACACACACAUUGGGUACUGAGCAUUGCCUGGUCACCUGAUGGCAAGAAGCUGGCUUCAGGAUGCAAGAACAGUCAGAUCUGUCUGUGGGAUCCAGUGACGGGUAACCAGAUGGGGAAGACUUUGACCGGACACACCAAGUGGAUCACUUGGCUCUCCUGGGAACCUCUCCAUCUGAACCCAGAGUGUCGGUACUUGGCCAGUAGCUCUAAGGAUGGCUCAAUACGUAUUUGGGACACUGUGUUAGGACGCUGUGAGAAGAUCCUGACUGGUCACACUCAAUCAGUCACCUGUGUGAAGUGGGGAGGAGAUGGACUCCUCUACUCUUCUUCCCAGGACAGAACGGUCAAAGUCUGGAGAGCCAAAGAUGGUGUCCAGUGCAGGACUCUGCAGGGUCAUGCCCACUGGGUGAACACCCUGGCUCUCAGCACAGACUACAUCCUGCGCACUGGAGCUUUUGAACCUGCAACUGCCACUGUCAACCCCCAGGACCUCACUGGAUCACUGGAAGAGCUGAAGGAAAAAGCUUUGCAGAGAUAUAAUAAAGUUAGGGGUCCAGCUCCAGAGCGCUUGGUAUCCGGCUCAGAUGAUUUCACCUUGUUCCUAUGGAACCCUGCAGAAGAUAAGAAGCCACUGGCCAGGAUGACGGGCCACAGCGCUCUGGUCAAUGAAGUGCUCUUCUCCCCAGACACCCGGCUCCUUGCCUCCGCCUCAUUUGAUAAGUCCAUAAAAAUCUGGGAUGGACGCACUGGGAAGUAUUUAACGUCCCUGCGUGGCCACGUGGCAUCUGUGUAUCAAGUGGCGUGGUCGGCAGACAGCAGGCUGCUGGUCAGUGGCAGCAGCGACAGCACGCUUAAAGUUUGGGACAUCAAGACUGGAAAGCUUAACAUGGACCUACCUGGCCACGCUGAUGAGGUUUAUGCAGUGGACUGGAGUCCUGAUGGCCAAAGAGUGGCCAGUGGCGGUAAAGACAAAUGUCUCCGAAUAUGGAGAAGAUAGCCACACCUCUGUUCCCUUCCUAAUUUGGCAGAAGAUUUCACAUUUACUGCUUACAAGAAGCCUGCCAGCUGGAGCAAGGGUGGCUAGACUGUAGCUAACCCCCCAUUCAGCUUUAUUACACUGUCAAUGGCAUUAUGUCAUGGAAAUCUAGGUCCAGUCAUCAUACAAACCUAAACCUCUCUAGGUUUGAAACCGAUGUGGGAUUCUUAACUAUAAAGGUUUAUAAUCGUAGAAUGUACAGUGUAAAAUGUAUGUUAGUGGCGGCAUCUCAAAUUUGAACCUAAUGCUUCAAUUUCUCAACACAGAAUAUAUUCUAAAAUGAGAUGAAAAGUCUAUAAGAAUUUAACCAGCACAUAAGGUGGUUAACUUGUUUCUCAGCAGCUUGUCCCCUACUUCACCUUAAGCCUCGCUAGACGGACUAUAUUGCAUGUGACAGGUGGACUGGCGGGGCAACAGGUGGGAACGCUAAUACCUUCCUCUGUGAUGUUAAUAGCAACGGCGCUCACCCUGCUCCUUCAACCUUUAAUCAUCUCUGUCCUGCAAUCAACAAAGCCUCGGCCCGCUGAUUUUUCCCACUGAGGAAAAAGCAGGCUCACCAUUCCAGCUGAAAUAACCAGUUUUAUUUUCUGUAUGAGUCUGGCUGUGAAUAUUUAAUAACAAUAAAUAUUUACAUCCCAACUUUUACCUUGUAGCUUACGUUACCUGAUGAAGCAGCUUUAAGUCAAGUGUUUAUGUAGUUGAAGAUCAGUUGACAACGUGGCUUAUUAAUAUUGAUUUGAAGGCGUAACCCAACGCUUGAGCUAGGGUUAGGGUGUGACUAUGCAUCUAUCCCACUUCCAGCAACUCUUACUCCUUGUCCCUGUACAGGUAAUGUUUCACAGGUUUUCAUUUGUCAUACAUCAUUGAGAACUUCAUGUUAAAUGCUGCCAGUAACAGGUCUCUAUUUGCAUCCAGAACAGAUACAUACAGGUAUGAUAAGAUUUAGAGUUUUGUAUGGCAACUCUAAACUGUUCACUGAUGUCACUUUAAACAGCAAUCUUUGUAUGUCACUGGACAUUUGCUGCAGCUAAAAUUUACUCAGAUGCAAUUACUGUCAAGGUGAGGGACAAGAUAAACGUUCUCUUGCUGUCCCCCUUACAGGUGUCAUUUCAGUGAGCCAUUAAAGCUGUAUAUAAAAAUAUUAACUGUUUUUGCUUUACCAAGAAAACGGGGAAGAAAUAAAGGCAGUCACUUGUUA
Molecule: messenger RNA, 3044 nt
Organism: Micropterus salmoides (largemouth bass)
Lineage: Eukaryota; Metazoa; Chordata; Actinopteri; Centrarchiformes; Centrarchidae
Gene: nle1
Product: notchless homolog 1 (Drosophila)
Exons: 13
Coding region: 371-1807 (478 amino acids)
Biological process (GO): ribosomal large subunit assembly; Notch signaling pathway
Cellular component (GO): nucleolus
Molecular function (GO): protein binding
Source: RefSeq, a predicted model, not a curated record